AUGACGACUUUUGGCAACCUCUGGUGGCUGCCGAUGGUGGCUAGUUCUGGGUAUAAAGACAUUUCUGUGAAUAAUGAUAAUAACAAGGAACAUUUCACCGCUACUAUUACUUCAAACCGCAAGCUAAAACCAAUUAGGGUAACAUANGUUAGGGAGGAUGUCGGCAACAUCAAGGAGUACUUGCUGGAGUUGAGGGAAUGGAUUAAAUUGAAGGAGGAGAGGGAUGGGAGUGUGAACCGAGGGAAGGAUAAGGUUGAAUCGUCAGAGAUCCAGGGCAGUAACGAUGAUCGAAACCAAAACCAAUCCAAAUCCAACGAGAGUGGAGGGGAAGAUAGGAAGGUGAGGAAGUUAGAGUUACCAGUUUUUUACGGUGAGGAUCCCCAUGGAUGGCUGUUCCGAGCCGACAGGUACUUUCAGGUGAAUAAGUUUGCGGAGGAGGAGAAGUUGGAAGCCGCCGCAGUGUGCAUGGAGGGACGGGCGUUGAACUGGUUUCAAUGGGUAGAUUCACGAGUGCCAUUUACGGAUUGGCGAGCUUUCAAAAAAGCGGUGAUCGAUCGAUUCAGACCGUCUUACAAAGGCUCCGUGUUUGAAUCUUUGGUCACGCUGAAACAUACCACCACCGUGACAGAUUACCGUGAGCAGUUUGAACUGCUAGCUGCACCCAUGCAAGAGGUUGAAGAAGAGCUGCUUAUGGGCACAUUCACCAGUGGGCUGAAAGAGGAGAUAAAGGCUGAGUUGAGAAUGGUCAGGCCCAAUAAUCUGUUUGAGCUCAUGGACCAAGCCCAUAGAAUUGAGGAGAGAAACUGGGUUUUAGAAAAAAACAAAUGGAAGAUGGGCUGCACCCAAUGGACCAAUAGGCGAGACACUUACAACCGGGUUACACCUGGCCCAGAACCGUUAAAAAUUGGGUGGAUACCCAAUACGAUCAAACCCCCAGAUCGUUCUUCUUCUUCUUCUUCUUCUUCUUUUCAAACGCGAGCUGUAAGGGAAGAAAAGUCUCUUGCGUCAACGCCACCCACAACUCGCGACACUAGUUUUCGACGACUCACCGACGCCGAACUACAGUACAAGAGGGAGAGAGGACUUUGUUACAAGUGUGAUGAGAAGUUUGGGCCAGCUCACAAGUGCAAAAAUCGCACUCUUCAGAUUUUGUUGGUCGCGGAUGUCGAGGAGGAGCUAAGUGAAUCUGAAAAAAUGGAGACAACCGAGGUAGAAGACAUCGCAGAAGCAGAUCUGGUAGCUCUAUCCAUGCACUCCAUUGUCGGCUUGACGUCAACCACCACUCUGAAGCUUCGGGGUGAACUGCAGGGAUCAGAAGUUAUUGUGAUGGUAGACAGCGGAGCUUCGCACAACUUCAUCUCCCAAGAUCUAGUACGACAGUUGGGUUUAAAGGUGCAGGAAACAAGGGCGUUUGGUGUUAUGGUUGGAAAUGGGUAUACCGUGCGAAGUACAGGGGUUUGUAAGGGGUUGGAGUUAGCCAUGCCGGGACUCACGGUUGUGCAGGAUUUUUUUCCUUUUGAUUUGGGAGGGGCUGACAUUAUACUCGGGAUUACCUUGUUAAGUACUUUGGGCGAUGUUUGCGCAAAUUGGAAGUGUCUUACCAUGAAAUUUGAAGUGGAUGGGAAACCAAUGGUACUUAGGGGUGACCCGUCGUUGGUGAAAAUAGUGGUGUCAUUGAAAGCUAUGCUGAAGUCCUUACACCACGAGGACCAUGGGUUUAUGGUAGAAUUUUGCUCCAUUGUGCAGCAAGAAGCCAAGGAGGUCAAGGUCAUGAAUCCCCAUGUAGACACUCUCUUAACUGAAUUCGCGCCCAUCUUCGAGCAGCCUACAAGUCUGCCUCCACUUAGGCAGCAGGACCAUGCAAUCACCUUGAAGGAGGGAGUAUCCAUAUCGAAUAUCAGACCCUAUCGUUAUUCAUAUACACAAAAAAAUGAGAUUGAGAGGUUGGUUGGGGAAAUGUUGGCAGCCGGCAUUAUUCAACCAAGUAUUAGCCCCUUCUCCAGCCCGGUGUUGUUAGUCCGGAAGAAGGACGGCAGUUGGCGUUUCUGUGUGGAUUAUCGGGCAGUGAAUGACAUCACCAUACCCGAUAAGUUUCCAAUUCCCGCCAUUGAUGAGCUCCUGGAUGAGUUGGGAAAUGCCGUCAUAUUCUCUAAAUUGGACCUCAAAUCUGGGUAUCAUCAGAUUCGGGUUCGUGAAGAAGAUGUUCCGAAAACGGCUUUCCGCACACACGAAGGGCAUUACGAAUUCUUAGUGAUGCCUUUCGGGUUGACUAACGCACCAUCGACCUUCCAAGCCCUGAUGAACGACAUUUUCAGGCCAUUUCUCCGCAAAUUUGUCCUGGUAUUUUUUGAUGAUAUCUUAAUUUACAGCUCUAAUCUCUCUGUUCAUCUAUUGCAUUUGCGCCAGAAUGGAGUCGAAGCCGACCCUGUAAAAAUUGAUUGCAUGUUGUCUUGGCCUACCCCUAAGACAGUGAAGAGUUUACGUGGCUUACUGGGGCUUACCGGGUACUACAGAAAAUUUGUUAAGAAUUAUGGUCAGAUUGCACAACCAUUAACACAAUUGCUAAAGAAAGACUCCUUCAAGUGGAACCCUGAAGCACAGCGGGCUUUCGAGUGCUUACAGCAAGCCAUGGUGUCGGUUCCCGUGUUAGCUACACCAAAUUUUACUGAGCCUUUUGAAAUACAGACGGACGCUUCAGGCCUAGGUAUGGGAGCUGUUUUGGUGCAACAUGGCCGUCCUAUUGCCUUUCUAAGUAAAGCUUUUUCCCCCUCGGCCCGACAGAAAUCAGUUUACGAGAGGGAGCUCAUGGCCAUUGUGUUCGCAGUGCAUAAAUGGAGCCAUUAUCUGAUCGGCAACAAAUUCAUCGUUAAGACGGACCAACGAAGUUUGCAGUUUUUGACAGGACAAAGGCCAAUCACUCCGGAACAACAUAAAUGGAUUUCUAAACUUUUGGGGUACAAGUUUGAGAUUCAGUACAAUCCGGGCAGUUCUAACAAAGUCGCUGAUGCUCUCUCCUGA
Molecule: messenger RNA, 3018 nt
Organism: Pistacia vera
Lineage: Eukaryota; Viridiplantae; Streptophyta; Magnoliopsida; Sapindales; Anacardiaceae
Exons: 3
Coding region: 1-3018 (1005 amino acids)
Source: RefSeq, a predicted model, not a curated record